Messenger RNA from Enterobius vermicularis (human pinworm), 1521 nucleotides. The record is from the annotation of a GenBank genome assembly. NCBI's taxonomy places the organism in Eukaryota, Metazoa, Nematoda, Chromadorea, Rhabditida, Oxyuridae.
AUGAACUACCUAACAGAAGAUUUUGAUUCUUUAACAGCGCUUCCGUUGGGCAUUUGGCAAACGGAAAAUGAAUGUACGUUUGAAGAGCUGCCGAUUCGUAAUGGCCUUCAGUACGACUCAGUUUGUGUUGAUAAUCACUCCGAUCGAGCAUCUCCAAACGUAUCCAAAACGUACACAGAACUUCAUGUAUUUCCAAAGCAAGAAGUGGAUUCACCUUCAUUCCUACCGCUCGCAAUUCCAUUUACUGAUAUCACUAAUGCAGAAAAUUAUGAGCAAAACGUUUGUGCCAUGGUGGAGGAAGAAAGCUACCCAAAAGGACCGUAUCUCCCUGAUACUUCAAAUCUCAAGAACCGUGGACUUACGCAUCGUUCACCAGUAAAGGAAAGUUUCACUGGAGCAUUGGGUGUACUGUUGCUAUACACUUUAGACGUGGCAAUUGGUGUUACUGAUGCGGUGCAGUUCGAUGAUCGGGCCCCUGCGAAAUUCACUUUUGAAACGCGCGUUGAGCCUGUGAAUCAAAUACCACAAGUGUGUGCCCUGCAGAGCGUUGCUUCUGAUGAAACACAAGUCACAGGUGGGGAUAAGAAGCAUGUGGAAGCUACAGGCCCCAUCAGAAGCUUUACGGUUUGUGAGGAAGCUAGUAAUGGUGAGACUUUAGGCAUUUUGAAGCUGUUAUUUUGUGUCUAUGGUUAUCAUUUGUUUGACGGGAACAGUUUCAAAAACAACUAUCCAACAAAGGAAAGAAUCAAAGUUAGCCUCAAAGGACAACAGAAGAAUGCAAAAGUGAAGGGCAGAAACAAACAAAGUAGAAGACGGAAGUUGGAAGAGUUCGACAAAGACAAUAACAAUAGCGAUUACUCUGACACAAGUGCAGGGAAAAAAAUGAAGCCUUUUGGGAAGGCAAAAUUCAAAGCAGAAAAAUGGAAUAUGGUUUUUCAGAGAAAAGCAUUCUUGAUUCGGUACUCUGACGUGGACUUCUUCGACUCUAACCAAAUAUGGUGUGUGGUAAACCAUAAGGUUAUUCGUAAAUAUGUGUUGGAUCGAUGCCUCACUGAAGGAGAAAGAGUUUAUAAAAAAACCAAUCGGCUAGCUGGAUGGCUUUGUAACGAGUCUCAACAUUAUUACCCUGUUGAAGUGAUAGAGGUUGGAAAAGAUUAUGACGAGGUUACUAUUGUUUAUCCGGAAAUUGAUGCUCUCCGGAUGGCAAGGAACGCAUUUAAAACUGAAGAAACUGGGGAUGAAAAAGUUACUUUGACCGCAUAUGAGAAUAGCAUUGAGAUUCACGUCGUGGAGUUUAGCACUAACCGUGGCAAGAAGAGUCUACAAAAAAAUAAUCUACAAAAUGCUUUUCAGGGAAGUAAUGAUAUCGUGGAAGCUAAGGUUGAGGUGGUCGAGGAGCAUGAAACAUAUUCACAAAUGCCUAGCACUAGUGUAGCGUCGGAUGCUGCUGAUCCUUGGGGAACAACUCUCCUUGAAGAAGAAGAUGACGAAGAAGAAGAUGAAGAAGUUGAAGAGGAUUGA